UACGCUAGGGACGCGAACCCCUCUAGUACGUACCGUUAGGUAGCGAAAAGGUUAAAGAUGCCUCUUUAUGCCUUGCAGGUUACCCCUGUAGAUAAUAGUCACAGACGAACAAACGACCAGCAAAGAUUCAGCACCAGUUUUCAAUUCAGCAAACAAUCAGUACAAGUUUCUUAGUUUGUUCUAUUUUUCUUUUCGCUGCUAACAUCAAACUAGAAACGUCAGAAAACCAGCGAUGUCAUCCAUCGAAGUAAGUUUUCAAAGAGCAAGCGGGAGCAACUCAUCUGUGGUCUACGAAGCGAGAGACCACAGGCAUCUUCAUUGUUCAGCAUCUAUCGCAUACUUAAUUGUUUGCGGUUCCUAUCCCUUGGUAAAAAUGUAGAAUUGCRAAGAUUCGGGAUGUUGUCUCACUUUGUCGAUCGUGCAAAAAUCUCCACUUUCUUUUCCAUUCUCUUUUUUUUGGAAUGAUGCAACAUUCGGCACGAUAGGCUACUAAAAUACAACAGGCCAAAGAAGCCUUCAAGGCCGGGAAUUGGGCAGAAUCCGCGACGGCCGUUACGGAAGCUCUCGGGGAGGAAGGGAUUGUUUAUUCGAUGUUCCACAUGCGUGCCCGCGCCAACUUUGAGCAACAAGAUUAUAAAGCGGCUCUCAGGGAUGCACAGGCCAUGACGGCAAUCGAACCCAGUCAAGCCGAGGGGUAUCUCUUGCAGGCGAAGAUGUUCGGGUUGCUACAAAAGUAUGGUGCCGAAGUAGACAUCUUCCAGKACGGACUCAAAGCGGUCGAUCCCGAGGAUGAAAACUACGGUUUGCUAGAACAGGGACUCCACGACGCCAAGAAACUCUCCAAAUCGGUUYUGAACGAUCCGAAAAUGAUGGAAUUGUUCGUGCUCUUCGACAAGGACAACAAGUCGUCUGUCGACUUCAAGGAUGUUGCRAUCGGGCUUUAUCAGCUUACCAACAAUAUGGGGGAUGCCCAGCGCCAGGCGGCCGCCCUCUUGUUGAUGAUUGACGUUGACGACCAGCGAACCCUUAUAUAUGACAGGUUUGCAAAGCUCAUAAUUGCCAUGUCGGCGAUUUCUGGGAUCGCCUUCGAAGACCUUUAUGAGCAGCUCAAGAGCGCUCUGCAGGAAAAUAGACCUAUUCCCCAGAGACUCAUGAGCUGCAUCCAGGUGACGCAGAAUGAACUCGAUCUGGCUUGCGAAAACGUUAAGGACCACUCUGAUGCCAAAAAGACGCUGUGCGCCCUAUCCUACAGCCGAACGUCGAAGCUCUUCGAGCUGUGGGACGCGGACAGCAGUGGGACGAUCAAUUUCGAGGAAUUGCUGGCAGGUUUACGAAAGCACCAACGGGCCGUCACGAAAAAUUCGUUCAAGGCCACCAACGACCACGUGGCAGCAAACGCGAGCAAGCUGGACGAUGUUGAAAAGAACGCUCUGAUGGCCAUGGCAAAGGACAAGGACAACAAUCAGGAACUGGACAAGGAGGAAUUCGCCCACGCCAUGUCUGAGUAUGCGGAACUCAUCGAGGUCGACCUGCACGAGCUAAUCGAUUUCAUGUGCACUGUGGCCUCCCAGUCAGACGMAGAGGAAAAGGUGUCGGACUACGAGGCUAUGUACUCCGACGUAACGCCGUCUGCCUACAAGUCAUGGACGAUGAAAAARCAACAACUAGGUGGGCUUGGUACCAUUGUAGACAUGUGCGAAGAAGAAGAAGAAGAGGAUGACUUUUAGAUUUUAUAAAGAGUGCCAUUGUGC
Molecule: messenger RNA, 1751 nt
Organism: Pseudo-nitzschia multistriata
Lineage: Eukaryota; Bacillariophyta; Bacillariophyceae; Bacillariales; Bacillariaceae
Source: the annotation of a GenBank genome assembly